AAAAUAUUAACUUUAGAUCUGAAUUUUGUAGACAAUGUAGAAGCUAAGGUAAACAUGGACAUGAGCACGGUAAACAAAAAUAACAAAAGAUACGUGUACAUGUCGAAGAUGAAGAUAAAUCUCGAUAUCAAAGGAUACACUGCCGAAUAUGGGCUGCAGGAUGCGGAAUUGGGUCGACUGAACCAAAUCAUUGAUACUUUUCUAGGCAGCAAUCAAGAAGAGGUUAUUGCUGCCUUUAAACCGGCAAUUGAAGAAUCAGUUGUCAAACGGAUUCUCUCGCUUUCCAACAGUAUAGUUAAACACUUUACGUUCGACGAGCUUUUCCCAGACCGUAGAAUAAAUGGCCUAAUAAGUUCUUGAAAUAAUUGUCAUAUAAUGAUUAUUUCGUCAUUUGUCUCGUGAUGCACUU
This is a messenger RNA of Wasmannia auropunctata (little fire ant), 409 nucleotides long. RefSeq lists its product as uncharacterized. NCBI's taxonomy places the organism in Eukaryota, Metazoa, Arthropoda, Insecta, Hymenoptera, Formicidae. The transcript has a single exon. The annotation marks the transcript as partial. The record is from RefSeq and is a predicted model, not a curated record.